UUCCGGGUGAAACUGGCAUUGAGGGUACUGGGUUGUCCGUGAGGGCGUUUGCUGAUGCUUCCUGGUCCGGUGGCCUCGGUCCCGGUAAGCCAGGCAUGAAGAUCACAAGGCAGAAACAUGCCAAGAAGCAUCUUGGCUUCUUCCGCAACAAUUUCGGAGUCCGCGAGCCGUACCAGAUCCUGCUGGACGGCACCUUCUGUCAGGCGGCGCUGCGGGGCCGCAUCCAGCUGCGGGAGCAGCUGCCGCGCUACCUCAUGGGGGAGACACAGCUGUGCACCACAAGGUGUGUAUUAAAAGAGUUAGAAACGUUGGGAAAUGACUUAUAUGGGGCAAAAUUGAUUGCACAAAAAUGCCAAGUUCGAAAUUGUCCUCAUUUCAAGAAUGCUGUGAGCGGAUCAGAAUGUCUGCUUUCUAUGGUUGAAGAGGGAAAUCCUCAUCAUUAUUUUGUGGCAACACAGGAUCAGAAUUUGUCUAUGAAAGUAAAGAAGGAGCCUGGAGUUCCUCUCAUGUUUAUUAUUCAGAACACUAUGGUUUUGGACAAGCCUUCUCCCAAAACAAUUGCGUUAGUAAAAGCGGUGGAGUCAGGUCAACUUGUCUCAGUGCAUGAGAAAGAAAGUAUCAAACAUCUCAAAGAGGAACAGGGUUUAGUAAAAAACCCUGAACAGAGAAGAAGAAAGAAGCGCAAGAAAAUAAGUGGUCCCAAUCCUCUUAGCUGUUUGAAGAAAAAGAAAAAGGCACCGGAUACACAGUCAUCUGCUUCUGAAAAGAAAAGAAAAAGAAAAAGAAUUCGGAACAGAUCUAACUCAAAAGUACUUUCUGAGAAGCAGAAUGCAGAAGGAGAAUGAAUCCUUUAGAUACUUUUAAGGACAUUCAAGUGUGAAAAUGAAUUUUUUACAACUAGAAGUAUUUGUAUAAGAAGGCCAAACUUGUUUUUGUAAAUGAACCCAUAUGUUUUAGCUAAAAUUAAUUAUAAAAUAAAAACAGUGACCAGUCUAGCCAGCAUGGCAAAACCCUGUCUCUACUAAAAUACAAAAAUUAGCUGGGCAUGAUGGUGCACAGUUGUAAUUCCAGCUACCCAGGAGGCUGAGGCAUGAGAAUCGCUUGAACCUGGGAGGCAGAGGUUGCAGUGAGCCGAGUUUGCAUCAUUACACUCCAACCUGGGCAACAGAGUGAGAACCUGUCUCAAAAAAAAUAAAAAUAAAAAAAAACAGUGAAUGGGUUUAUGUAUGAUGGUAUUCACUUCACUUAAUAAAUGGUUUUGGGGGGUUGUUUUUCCAGGUAAAAUUGUCGCCUCUCUGGUCCCAUUCCCACCUUCAAACAUGUGCAAACAGUUUUAAAAAAUCAUAUAGUUAGUUCUAAAAGGCUUGUGACAAAAAAGAGGCAGUCCGUCUUUCACAGUGACAGAAGAAACUUCCUCUUUCAAUUCUAGUAGUUGAAGAAUUUAUAUUUCCAAAUUAUAUGAUCAUACUGCUACUUUUUGAUACAUCAAUUAUUUAUUGACUUCCUACUAGAAAGAAUGAGAUUUUGCCCAUUUAUACCUCACCAUUUUUUCUAGUACAUGAGUAUUUUACUCUUUGUACAUCAGAAACUCAGUAUUUUCAUUAUUAUGACUAGGGUUUUUUUGUUUGUUUGUUUGAGCUCCACUUGUCCAAUAAGGAUGAUGAUUUUCUUUUAGAUGUAAAUGUUACCUUCAAUAGCAAGAAUUCAAAAAUAAUAUUUUCUUUAAGAUUGACUGUGAAUAUUAUUGAAAAGUGUCUAAAUGAGUCUGAGGAUCAAUGAAGGUCAAUUCGGUUAGGAAUUGAAGAAUCAAACCUGUCUCUCAAUUCCCCCAGCAAUUGUUUUAGUCAUUUAUCAGGCCAAAAUUAAAAUGUUUUUGUACUACAA
Molecule: messenger RNA, 1884 nt
Organism: Mandrillus leucophaeus (drill)
Lineage: Eukaryota; Metazoa; Chordata; Mammalia; Primates; Cercopithecidae
Gene: UTP23
Product: UTP23, small subunit (SSU) processome component, homolog (yeast)
Exons: 3
Coding region: 96-845 (249 amino acids)
Cellular component (GO): small-subunit processome; nucleolus
Molecular function (GO): small ribosomal subunit rRNA binding
Source: RefSeq, a predicted model, not a curated record